Paramecium sonneborni is the source of this 831-nucleotide messenger RNA. NCBI's taxonomy places the organism in Eukaryota, Ciliophora, Oligohymenophorea, Peniculida, Parameciidae. The record is from the annotation of a GenBank genome assembly.
AUGAAAUUUCAGUAAUUCUAAUUAUCUAAACUAGGAUAUUACAUAAAGUACAAGAAUUAUAGAUGGAUAUUUACUUAAAGCAUUACAUUGCAUCAUAAAUGAUUAUCAUAAAAAUUUAGAUCCUAAUGCAUUAUUAUUAGAAAAGUUAAACAAAUACAGAACAUUUAGUUUGCAAUAAAUAUUGUUUAUUAGAAUCUAAAUCUAAUUUACUUAGAUAUAUACUUAAUACUGAAAUUAUAAUGUAAUUAUUUAAUUAUAUAAUCUAAUUUAGAAUAAGAUCAGAAUCAUUACUUUUUUGAAUUCUCUCAUCCAAUAAUAAGAACUUAAGUCUAUUUCUUAAUUAAAAUAAAUAUCCAAAUCUAAUUGUAUACUUAUCCAUCCCAAAAAAAAACAAACCUAAUUAAACUAAACAUUCUCCUAAAAAGUGCUUUGAUAUCAAACCUAAAUAUUUUCAUUCAAAAUCUAAGACUUGGCUCUUUAAUUCUAAAUAGUACAUUUCUAGAAUAUUAACAAUUAAAGUAACUCAAUAAUUUCAGUUAGGACAGAGAAUUAUACAAACUAUAAGCAUUGUAAACACAACAUGAUGAAUACUCUAAAUAUCGUUCAUGGUCUAUUCAGUAAUAAGAACUUAAAUAAUAAAAUAAAUUGAAAUUUGAUUAUCAAUAGAAAUCAAGUAGAUAACUUAGAUAUUCAAUUACUACAUCCACUUCUCCAAAAUAAAAAAGUUAAACUUUAUCUUAAACUCAUAAAGAUCAAGAUUAUACUAUUUAAAUUUAAAGGUUGAAAAAAGAAAUAUCCUAACUAGAAUCAAAAUUAAAACAUAAUAAUUGA